Molecule: messenger RNA, 474 nt
Organism: Cantharellus anzutake
Lineage: Eukaryota; Fungi; Basidiomycota; Agaricomycetes; Cantharellales; Hydnaceae
Exons: 4
Coding region: 123-380 (85 amino acids)
Source: RefSeq, a predicted model, not a curated record
CCUUAACCCCAGCAUAGACUGCGAUCGUAUCAACGUUCGAGUGAGCAUAUAUUUCAUCUUUCUAACUUAUUUAGUUUUUGAGAUAUUAAAUCAAAUCCUUGUCCUAUUGUACUUUCCCUCCCAUGCUCUCGAUUCCAAAUCCGCUGGUACCUGUCACUUGGUUCCCCUGCCCCACUCUGGUCAUUCUGUUCGUGGACACACAGGUUGGAAGUCACGUUGCAUUCUCUGAAGGCGAAGCCCUCAUACAGGGCUUCGUCGAUCGUAUAUGCCGAAAGCCGGAGGUCGUCACCCCGUGUGCAUGGGUGUAUGUGCCGCCAAAAGGGCACUUCAAGAUGGUCCCGCUGUGUUGCCUCAUGGACCCAUCGGGACGCCCACUCUAGCGGGGCCUCACCCUGGCGCUGAGAAUCCAUCUGCCAGUUUGAUGAGUCAAGUGGUCAUGCAAUGGUGCCUGGGGCGUUCGGAGCCAUUCGGUUG